Messenger RNA from Lactuca virosa, 324 nucleotides. The record is from the annotation of a GenBank genome assembly. NCBI's taxonomy places the organism in Eukaryota, Viridiplantae, Streptophyta, Magnoliopsida, Asterales, Asteraceae.
AUGAAACGUAAGAAAAGAGAGUCGUCUGGAGCUAUAAAGCUUGAGGAGUUUCUAACUCAACAAAUUGCUUUUCAAAAACGUGUUUUAGAAAUAUUAGAGUCGGAUUUCUCUUCUAUCAGCCAAAGCCAUGAUUUUGGUAUAAAUGCAGCUGUAAAUCUGAUUAACCGAAUGGUCAAUGAUGAAAUAAUGACACAAGGAAGCGAGUUGUGGUGCUUUGCAAUGUGUUUAUUUGAAGAUGCAGUGAAGAGGGAAUUAUUUAUAAGUCUUCCGGAUGAUGAUGGCAGAUUGGCAUGGCUGAAGUAUAAGAAAGACGUUGGCAAAUAA